Messenger RNA from Amblyraja radiata (thorny skate), 3078 nucleotides. It is a transcript of the gene sox5, whose product is annotated as SRY-box transcription factor 5. Gene Ontology annotation, cellular component: nucleus. Lineage: Eukaryota; Metazoa; Chordata; Chondrichthyes; Rajiformes; Rajidae. Gene Ontology annotation, molecular function: DNA-binding transcription factor activity, RNA polymerase II-specific; RNA polymerase II cis-regulatory region sequence-specific DNA binding. The coding region runs from base 265 to 2652 and encodes 795 amino acids. Gene Ontology annotation, biological process: cell fate commitment; regulation of transcription by RNA polymerase II; positive regulation of chondrocyte differentiation. The transcript is spliced from 17 exons. The record is from RefSeq and is a predicted model, not a curated record.
UCUCUCUCACUCCCCCCACCCCCUCCUCUCUCUCUCUCUAUCUCCCUCCCUCCCUCUCACUCUCUCUCUCCCUCCGACAGUUAGCUGUGAAAUCUUGGCUCAGGGACUCCUCGGUGUUUCCAUGGAGGUCGGGUUUAAACUUGAACUGAUGACUUAAAAAAAAACAACCCACAUCGCCAGUAAAUUUUCACCAUUGAGGUGAAUCUAGAGCCCUCUCGAGAAAUAGCAAAGAGCGCGAUCGGGGGGACAAGUCCCGCACUCAGUAUGCUAAGCGGCCUCGCUCUGCCUCACGAAUUCAAAAGGAUGUCUUCCAAGAGACCCGCGUCUCCGUACGGAGAAACAGACGGAGAGGUGGCCAACGCGACCAGCCGACAGAAAGUGGACGAGGGAGAGAGUGACGGAUACUCUGCUUUUCACCUUGCCCUUCCCCCGAACUUUGCCAACAACCUUCACCCGGAGGAACUACACACCCCGUCCACGAUGACCAGAGAGGCUUUGUGUUGCGAGAGUCCAGCGUCUCUCCACGACACACCGGAUCACGAGGACAACAAAUCGGCCUCUCUGUUCCCCACACACAACUCAUCUACCUCACCUCUGAAGGCUGAAGAAGGGGCCCGACAGGGCGUGGAGUCGGGACCCGGCACGGUGCUGGGGACGCCGGAGAGACGCAAAGGCAGCCUGGCCGAUGUGGUGGACACACUGAAGCAGAAGAAAAUGGAGGAACUCAUCAAGAGUGAGCCAGAGGAAACUCCGAGCAUCGAGAAGCUGUUAUCGAAGGACUGGAAGGACAAGCUUCUCGCCAUGGGAUCGGGACACAUCGGGGAGAUUAAAGGGACCCCCGAGAGCCUGGCGGAGAAGGAGCGGCAGCUGAUGGCGAUGAUCAACCAGCUGACCAGCCUGCGGGAGCAGCUGCUGGCGGCGCACGACGAGCAGAAGAAGCUCGCGGCCUCGCAGAUCGAGAAGCAGCGGCAGCAGAUGGAGCUGGCCAAGCAGCAGCAGGAACAAAUAGCAAGGCAACAACAACAGCUGUUACAACAACAACACAAGAUCAACCUCCUUCAGCAACAGAUCCAGCAGGUCCAAGGUCAGUUGCCCCCGCUGAUGAUCCCUGUCUUCCCGCCGGACCAGAGAGCGUUGGCAGCCGCCGCAGCCCAGCAGGGAUUCCUCCUGCCGCCAGGAUUCUCCUACAAGCCCGGGGGAUGCAAUGAACCUUAUCCUCUCCAGCUUAUCCCCACGACAAUGGCUGCAGCUGCAACCCCAGGACUUGGCCAGCUCCAGUUACAGCAGCUGUACGCGGCACAACUUGCAGCGAUGCAAGUGUCUCCAGGAGCCAAGUUGCACAGCAUGUCGCAGUCCAGUCUAAGCAGCGCGCUAUCACCCAACAACGUCCAGGCGGAGAAAGGAAGGAACACGCCUCCGCCCAAGGGCAAGGAUGAGGUGACACAGCCGCUCAACCUGUCGGCCAAGCCCAAGGCGUUUGACCCCACCAAGUCGCCAGCUUCACCGGGCUCACCGCCUAUCUCCGCCCUGAAGGCCAGCUCCGGACACCACAAGCCUCUCAUGUCUGCCACGCUGGGCAGCACACCCGGCAGGAUGACUUCUAUAGACAUCCUCUCCUCCAUCACAUCCUCGGGCUACCUGAACGACCACGAGGCCAUGGCCAAAGCCAUCCAGGAGGCCCGGCAGAUGAAGGAACAGCUCCGCAGAGAGCAGCAGGCACUCGACGGGAAGGUUGCAGUCAUUAACACUCUUGGACUCAACAACUGCAGGAUGGAAAAGAUAAUUUCAAUGGGGAGAAAUAGUAUUGUGUGCAACACAAUGGAUGCACUGGUGCAUGAUAAAACAUCACUGGAAAAUCUCGCCCAACAUCUGUCUGAGAAGAGACCAGAAGAUGGGAAGUUUGGACAUGCGAUGGUGGACUUUAACCUAGCUGCAGAAUCAGAUGGAAGCGCGGGAGUUUCGGAGCCCAGGAUUUACCGGGAAGCGAGGGGCAGGAGCAGCAACGAGCCUCACAUAAAGCGGCCGAUGAACGCCUUCAUGGUCUGGGCCAAGGACGAGAGGCGGAAGAUUCUGCAGGCGUUCCCCGACAUGCACAACUCCAACAUCAGCAAGAUCCUAGGCUCUCGUUGGAAGGGCAUGACGAACCUGGAGAAGCAGCCGUACUACGAGGAGCAGGCCCGACUCAGCAAGCAGCACCUGGAGAGAUACCCCGACUACAAGUACAAACCGCGGCCAAAGCGCACCUGCGUGGUGGACGGCAAGAAGCUGCGAAUCGGAGAAUACAAAGCCCUGAUGCGUAACCGGCGCCAGGAAAUGCGACAGUUUUUCACUGUUGGGCAGCAAGGCCAGAUCCCCAUUGCCACGGCGGGAGUGGUGUACCCUGGAGCCAUGGGCAUGGCGGGCAUGCCCUCGCCCCGUCUCCCCUCCGAGCACUCGAGCAUGUCCAGCAGCCCCGAGCCCAGCAUGCCCGUCAUCCAGAGCACUUACAGCCUCAAGUCGGAGGAGGGCCGCGGCCGGGAGGAGCUGCGUGUGGGGGCGGUGAACGGCGGCGGCGGCGGCGUCUUUGACGAGUACGAGGACGAGGACGAGGACGACCCCGACGCCGACUACGGCAGCGAGGAGGAGAAUCACGUGGCGUCCCACGCUGACUGAGCGGGCAAGGCCUGGCGGCGGCCAACAUACAGUCAACGUCGGCCCGACCCACGCACGCACGCACGCGCCUACAACACGGGGGGGGGGAGCGCCUCAUCCCACCAGAGCCAAGCACAUGGUGACUCUCCGAUACACUGACUGUUAUUUAAAACUAUUUAGUCUUAAUAAACAAGAUAUAGUCAGAGCUCUACUGACUAAUAGACAUCGGCCUAUGUACAGGCAUGGAAAAAAUGAUAAGCUAUGGGUAAACGAUGCCAGUAACGUCAGCUGCUAUUCCUAAGCACUGCGGUCUUACCCUUCUGAGCUUUGUCUAACCUGUCGUUCUAGAAGAUUCUAUAAAAGUCUCACUCAGGUACAAAGUGCCAACAAGUGGCUUGUGAAUGUGUUUUGUUUAUUUUGUGCCACAAUAAAAGGUGUUUUUUUUUC